AUGAAUACUGAUAAUACACGUCGACGACGUCGAAUGUCUUCAACAACACCAAGUAAUAAAUUGUCAUCUAAUGUAAAAUGGAUUAAACCUCGUUAUUUAGCAAAUCAACGUGAACGUGAUCGCACACAUUCAGUUAAUUCAGCAUUUGUUGAAUUACGUCAUCUUAUUCCAACUGAACCAGCCGAUAGAAAAUUAUCAAAAAUUGAAACACUUCGUCUUGCUGUUAGUUAUAUAAAUCAUCUUCAUUGUGUACUUAGCUUACCUAAUAUAACACAAAACCAUUGUGCUUUUAUUAAUAUGAGAAAUAGUGAAAAUAAUCAUGAUGAUAAUAAUGAACAACACUUAUGUACAUUUUGUGUUAAUCAUUCAUCAGUAUCAAAUUAA
Molecule: messenger RNA, 384 nt
Organism: Rotaria sp. Silwood1
Lineage: Eukaryota; Metazoa; Rotifera; Eurotatoria; Philodinida; Philodinidae
Source: the annotation of a GenBank genome assembly